AGGAUCUUAUAGUUAGGAUAUUUUGUGAAAAUUCAAAUGAUUACUCUCAUAUACCUCAAAGGUCAAAAUUUAUGGCUUCAAACCUUCGACCCCUCCACAUUGCUAAAAACCCUUUCUCUCAUUAAACAAACAUUUGGCAACCCUCCAUUCCUUACCUUAAUUCCUUGUCAAAAACCAAAACAUAGUCCUUUCAAAUUCCAUUCUAGCUGUACAACGUUAAUGUCUUUCAACAUCAACAAGAAAAAGUUCUUGAGAACACUCUUUUCAUCUAACAAAAGUUGUGGUUGCCUCAAAAUAAAACCCUCUAAUGUCCUUGAACCCUCCCUUAAACCUAAAAUCUCAAUUUACCAAAACCAAAAUAAAUACCCUAGCAGCGCCACUUCCUCCGCCACCACCGACGACGAUGAUAAAGUUUUGGCUUCCAGUCCCGUAUGUGAAGCCAAAACUAUUCAUCACAACAACAAUACUAUUUUAAAAUCAGGUACGAAACUCAUCGAUAGCAUUGCAGUUGAGAAGGAAUCCAAGGAUCCAUACGAAGAUUUCCGAAACUCCAUACUUCAAAUGAUAUUAGAAAGAAAGAUCUACGCAGAAAGAGAACUUGAAGUGCUUCUUGAAUGUUUUCUUCAGCUUAAUGCAAAGUGUCACCACCAAGUUAUUGUUGAAGCGUUCAUGGAGAUAUGUGAAGAAAUAUUCCCUAAGAAGCUUCACAUUGCGGUUUCAAAUUGAUGUUGUUAUUUAGUUAGUUAUUCUCAUCUAUUAUUGUGGGGAAGUCAGACGCAAAGAAGAAGCCAUUGCACGAGCUGGAAUUGUUAUUGAGGAGAAGAACUGGCCACCAUUUUUCCCAAUUAUUCAUCAUGAUAUCGCAAAUGAAAUUCCAAUUCACCUUCGAACAUUGCA
Lathyrus oleraceus (garden pea) is the source of this 897-nucleotide messenger RNA. RefSeq names its product transcription repressor OFP6. The transcript is spliced from 3 exons. Bases 37 to 726 code for a protein of 229 amino acids. Gene Ontology annotation, biological process: negative regulation of DNA-templated transcription. Lineage: Eukaryota; Viridiplantae; Streptophyta; Magnoliopsida; Fabales; Fabaceae. The record is from RefSeq and is a predicted model, not a curated record.